GGCAUCAGCUUAUGGGCGUCCUUGAAUCCAACUCUUAAAUCACUUUGCUCUGCAAUCCCUCUGCCCUUCCAACUUCCAGUCCAGUUGGCACCGCAGCAAGCAGGACGACUUCGAUUAGACAAAGUUGCUGCCAUUUGUUCCGAUUUGAAAGGAACUUUUUUUCGUUCGAAUUGGUGGCUUUGAUGAUUUAGGUUAAGCUAUUGGCGGAGAUCGGUCUCAAAUUGGUUGGUCAGGUGAUUCAUAUUGCAUUCAAUUAAAGUCGCAGCUGUUCCUAACCACUGGAGAAAGGAGGAGUUCAUUCUGAAAAAAUACAAUGUACCCGCAGGUUGAUCUGGCAAAGAUGGAUCGAGAAACCCUUACCUUGCUAGGGUCAGCAUGCUGUGCACUGCUCACCUUGCAUUUUACAUUACAGUUGUUGUCUCAGCAUCUGUUCUAUUGGAAAAACCCAAAGGAACAAAAGGCAAUAGUUAUCAUUAUUCUUAUGGCGCCUUUUUAUGCUGUCAACUCUUUUAUUGGUUUGUUAGAUAUUCAGGGAAGUAAACCCUUCUUUACCUUUUUGGACUCUCUUAAAGAAUGCUAUGAAGCUCUGGUGAUUGCUAAGUUCAUGGCCUUGAUGUAUAGUUAUUUGAAUAUUUCUCUCAGCAAGAACAUUGUACCAGAUGGAAUUAAAGGGAGAGUGAUUCAUCAUUCAUUCCCCAUAUCCCUUUUUAUGCCUCAUACUAUUCGUUUAGAGCAUCACACAUUACAGCUUCUCAAGUAUUGGACAUGGCAAUUCGUUGUUAUUAGACCUGUCUGCUCUAUCGUAAUAAUUAUACUUCAACUUCUUGGGAUGUAUACCACUUGGAUAAGCUGGACUUUCACGAUUAUACUCAACAUAUCAGUUUCCAUGGCUAUGUAUGCCCUUGUGAUUUUCUACCAUGUGUUUGCAAAGGAAUUAGCUCCACAUAAGCCUCUAGCAAAGUUCAUGUGCAUCAAAGGAAUUGUCUUCUUUUGCUUCUGGCAGGGAACUGCACUUGAAGUGUUAACGGCGGUGGGAGUGAUUCAAUCUCAUCAUUUCUGGCUGGAUGUAGAACAUAUCCAGGAAGCCAUACAAAAUAUCCUGGUGAUUCUCGAGAUGGUAGUCUUCUCUGUAUUCCAGCAAUAUGCUUUCAGUGUUGAACCAUAUAUUGGAACAGAUAUGGCAAAGACGAAAAAGAAUGAUUGAUGAUGAGCCACAUGCGACUGAAAAUGAGGCCACGUCUUACAAUUUUAUGGUGAUUGUGGACUUGGAUGCUAUUGUGGACUUUCUUAUCAUCCGUGUUAAAAUAGACUUGUUCAGGAGCUUAAGGUUAUGUGAGUGUAUGUACAUCCAGAUCUGAGGAUCUUACGUUUCCUAAUACAAGAUCCCUAAUAUAUGAUUGAGCUAGA
Zingiber officinale is the source of this 1407-nucleotide messenger RNA. RefSeq names its product transmembrane protein 184C-like. Gene Ontology annotation, molecular function: transporter activity. Gene Ontology annotation, biological process: transport. Bases 314 to 1204 code for a protein of 296 amino acids. The record is from RefSeq and is a predicted model, not a curated record. The transcript is spliced from 6 exons. Lineage: Eukaryota; Viridiplantae; Streptophyta; Magnoliopsida; Zingiberales; Zingiberaceae.